Molecule: messenger RNA, 3575 nt
Organism: Populus trichocarpa (black cottonwood)
Lineage: Eukaryota; Viridiplantae; Streptophyta; Magnoliopsida; Malpighiales; Salicaceae
Product: probable alpha,alpha-trehalose-phosphate synthase [UDP-forming] 7
Exons: 4
Coding region: 339-2900 (853 amino acids)
Biological process (GO): trehalose biosynthetic process
Cellular component (GO): cytosol
Molecular function (GO): catalytic activity
Source: RefSeq, a predicted model, not a curated record
UAGAAAAUAAGGAAGAGAGAGAGAGAGAGAGAGAGAGAGAGAGAGAGAGUGCGUGCGUUAAUGUGACUUGAGAUAACAGAGAGGUAACCGAAAACAAAACAAAGCCAAACCCUAGAUUUCUUUCUUACUUGUGAAGGAUUACAAAUUUUUAUUUAUUUUUUAAUUAUAUCUCAUUUCAGAUCCAAAGAUUCUAAGAUCCUGUCAAGUUAUAGUGAUUUCAAAGGGAAAUCAAUAUUUGGGGCUUGGUUUAAAAAUAAGCUUUGAGAUCUUGUGGUGGAUUGUUUUGAGUAGCAGUACGAGUGGUUGUAGUUCAGGUUUGUUAAAGAAAGAGGGUCAAGAUGAUGUCUAGAUCAUAUACCAAUCUAUUAGAUCUAGCUUCUGGUAACUUUCCGGCAAUGGGUCAACCUCGGGAGAGAAAGCGGUUGCCUCGUGUAAUGACAGUUCCGGGGGUUAUUUCUGAGCUUGAUGAUGAUGUGGCUAAUAGUGUGACCUCAGAUGUACCUUCAUCGGUAGUUCAGGACCGGAUAAUCAUUGUAGGGAAUCAGUUGCCGGUAAAAGCAAAGCGCAGACCGGAUAAUAAAGGAUGGAGCUUUAGUUGGGAUGAGGAUUCGUUGUUAUUGCAGUUAAAAGAUGGCUUGCCUGAAGAAAUGGAGGUUUUAUAUGUCGGUUCUUUGCGGGCAGAUAUUGAUUUGAGUGAACAAGAGGAUGUCUCACAGAUCUUGUUGGACAGGUUCAAGUGUGUACCAGCAUUUCUGCCUCCUGAUAUUUUGUCCAAGUUUUAUCAUGGGUUUUGUAAACAGUAUUUGUGGCCACUUUUUCAUUACAUGCUUCCUAUUUCGGGUAAUCAUGGUGGGCGAUUUGAUCGGUCUUUGUGGGAGGCAUAUGUGGCAGCAAAUAAGAUCUUCUCGCAAAGGGUGAUUGAAGUUAUAAAUCCAGAGGAUGACUAUGUUUGGAUUCAUGACUAUCAUUUGAUGGUGCUGCCUACAUUCUUGAGGAGAAGGUUCAAUAGAUUGAGAAUGGGAUUCUUUCUUCACAGUCCAUUUCCUUCAUCUGAGAUAUAUAGGACUUUGCCUGUUAGGGAAGAGAUCCUUAAGGCACUGUUGAAUUCGGACCUCAUUGGUUUUCACACUUUUGAUUAUGCCCGACAUUUUCUAUCUUGUUGCAGUCGGAUGUUGGGGUUGGAGUAUCAGUCAAAGAGGGGUUACAUUGGGUUAGAGUAUUAUGGCAGGACUGUUGGAAUAAAGAUCAUGCCAGUUGGGAUACAUAUGGGGCAGAUUCAGUCUGUCUUGAAACUUGCGGAUAAGGAUUGGAGGGUAGAAGAGCUCAAACAACAGUUUGAAGGAAAGACGGUUUUACUUGGGGUUGAUGAUAUGGACAUCUUUAAAGGUGUUAAUUUGAAGCUUUUGGCAAUGGAGCAGCUGCUGAAACAGCACCCAAAGUGGCAACGAAGGGCUGUUUUGGUGCAGAUAACUAAUCCUGCCAGGGGACGAGGGAGAGAUCUUGAGGAAGUGCAAGCUGAAAUACAGGAAAGCUGCAGGAGAAUUAAUGAGACUUUUGGUCGACCUGGCUAUGAACCAGUUGUCUUUAUUGAUCGACCAGUAUCUCUCAGUGAAAGAUCUGCAUAUUUCACCAUUGCUGAGUGUGUUGUUGUGGCAGCUGUGAGAGAUGGGAUGAAUCUCACUCCUUAUGAGUAUAUUGUGUGCAGACAGGGAGUUUCUGGGUCAGAGUCUAGCUCAGGAUCAAGUGGCCCCAAGAAGAGCAUGCUGGUUGUAUCAGAGUUCAUUGGAUGUUCCCCUUCACUCAGUGGUGCAAUUCGAGUCAAUCCAUGGAACAUUGAAGCAACCGCAGAAGCAAUGAAUGAGGCAAUUUCAAUGGCAGAUUCCGAGAAACAAUUGCGCCAUGAAAAGCACUACAGGUAUGUCAGCACGCAUGAUGUGGCAUAUUGGUCAAGGAGUUUCUAUCAAGAUAUGGAGCGGACUUGCAAAGACCAUUUCAGAAGGCGCUGCUGGGGAAUUGGCUUGAGCUUUGGUUUCAGAGUUGUGGCGCUUGAUCCUAAUUUCAAAAAAUUAAAUAUAGAUCAAAUUGAAUCUGCAUAUAUAAAGUCCAAAAACAGAGCUAUACUCUUGGACUAUGAUGGAACUGUAAUGCCUCAAACCACCAUCAAUAAGACCCCAAACCAAGAGGUCAUUUCAAUCAUAAAUACUCUUUGUAGUGAUGUCAAGAACACCGUCUUUGUUGUCAGUGGAAGGGGAAGGGAUAGUUUAGGGAAGUGGUUUGCUCAUUGCAAGAAACUUGGAAUUGCUGCUGAGCAUGGGUACUUCAUGAGGUGGUCUGUGGAUGAGGACUGGGAGAACUGCGGGCAGAGUAGUGAUUUUGGAUGGACUCAAAUAGCUGAACCUGUUAUGAAUCUGUACACAGAAGCCACUGAUGGAUCUUCCAUCGAGACGAAAGAGAGCGCUUUGGUUUGGCACCACAGAGAUGCAGAUCCAGGUUUUGGAGCUGCUCAGGCCAAGGAAUUGUUGGACCAUCUUGAGAGCGUGCUUGCAAAUGAGCCUGUUGCAGUCAAAAGUGGUCAAUGCAUUGUGGAAGUUAAGCCCCAGGGAAUUAGUAAAGGUUCUGUGGCAGAAAAGAUCUUUACAUCAAUGGCUGAAAGUGGAAGACAGGCUGAUUUUGUAUUGUGUAUUGGGGAUGACAGAUCAGAUGAGGAUAUGUUUGAAAGCAUUGAUAAUGCAAUAGCGAACGGUAUCCUAACCUCAAGCAAAUCUGUCUUCGCUUGCACUGUUGGUCAGAAACCAAGCAAAGCCAAGUAUUAUUUGGAUGACACAACUGAUGUCAUAAACAUGCUCGAAGCUCUUGCAGAAGCUUCCGACCCUUCACCCUCUGCAGGAAGCUCCCCCUGAAAUUUUUAAGAGGAUCAAGAAAGAAUACCAUAUUUGCCUGUGAUAGAGAGUAGCGAUCAUUUUCUGCUUUUUUUGGAAGUGGCUUGUUGGAAGAUACAUUUACAGCCUUCUUGAUCAUUUUAUGGCCUGUUGAGAAAUGUCUUAGCGCUUGAAUUUUGUCUUGUGACAUAAUCGAUGAAGACAACAGUUCAGGGAGUGGGAUUUUACAUGGGAGAAUCCUAAAAAAUGGAAUUUUUUUUAAUCAGCUCAGAUAUGUAGGGUUUCAGAGGACCUAAUGCAUUUAUAGGAGGAGACUGACUUGGAAUUGAAAGAAAUAAAAUAUUCCAUUGCGAGCAUGUAAAGGCCAGCUGCGUAGGAUCCAAUACAUGAUUUAGGUGGUAUGCAUAUUCAACUGCAAUCUUGUCUGGGUAAUUCUGAUGGCGGGAAGUUGGUUUCCUGCCGUGACAUAAGAUGGUAUCAGAUGGUUUAAGUUGCCAUGUCAAGCAGAGACUAUACUGGUGCCAGUUUUUUCUUUUAAAUUUUUGAGUGAAUUUCUUAAAACAACUUUCACUUUAUUCCCAUGCUCGUCAAAUCUGUAAAUUUUAUAGUGAAAAUGGGAAUUUAGUUGAUUUUGCAUCCAUUUUAUUGUACAAUUACGUUGGUGCCAUGUUAACUGAACUGCUGGUUGAUUCUUUA